AUGUCCAAGUACUCUUCACGGCUGACUGUUCUUGAAGGGAGGUUACUACAUCUCUCACUUGUAGAAUAUAGGAGUGUAAAAUUGGCAUUUUCAGAUUGCAGAUCUAUGGAAUUCGAGAAGUAUUGCACAGUAGAAGGAAAUCCUACAACUGUUCUUCCAUGUCCUUGGCAUUGUACAAAACGUGAAAAGGGAAACACAAAGUAA
Molecule: messenger RNA, 204 nt
Organism: Ilex paraguariensis (yerba mate)
Lineage: Eukaryota; Viridiplantae; Streptophyta; Magnoliopsida; Aquifoliales; Aquifoliaceae
Source: the annotation of a GenBank genome assembly